AUGGGACGGUGCCCCGCUCGGCCGACGACGACGGGGGGUUCUCCACAUGGGAAGGCCACCGCGGGGGAACAACCGUCGUCAAGUCCCAGUCGGCCUACAGCCUUCCGCUGCCGCCUGCCUACCAGCCACGGCGCCCACGAUCGUGGUCUCCGGCCGGCCAACCUUCGCCGUCGGACUCGGGCUACCGCUCGCUUCCUGAAGCUAGGGCCCUCGCUGACCACCGGCUCAAGGGGGGCGGGUUCUCUUCGCUGCCGCCCCGCCGGUGUGCCCCUUUCGGCAGGCCCCCCAGGCCCUCCCCGACCUUCCACGGCACCCCCUUCAGGACAACCCCGCAUAGCCUCAAGCACCUUGACGACAAGCUGGCUCUCCUCUUUGACAUCUUGGACACCCAGGAGAAGUUCGCCAAGGUACCCAAAACCUUCCAUUUAA
Messenger RNA from Nezara viridula (southern green stink bug), 429 nucleotides. The record is from the annotation of a GenBank genome assembly. NCBI's taxonomy places the organism in Eukaryota, Metazoa, Arthropoda, Insecta, Hemiptera, Pentatomidae.